This is a messenger RNA of Cornus florida, 2449 nucleotides long. Its product is annotated as BRCA1-associated RING domain protein 1. NCBI's taxonomy places the organism in Eukaryota, Viridiplantae, Streptophyta, Magnoliopsida, Cornales, Cornaceae. The record is from RefSeq and is a predicted model, not a curated record. Bases 99 to 2321 code for a protein of 740 amino acids. Gene Ontology annotation, biological process: negative regulation of fatty acid biosynthetic process; double-strand break repair via homologous recombination; positive regulation of transcription by RNA polymerase II. Gene Ontology annotation, cellular component: BRCA1-A complex; plasma membrane; BRCA1-BARD1 complex. Gene Ontology annotation, molecular function: ubiquitin-protein transferase activity. The transcript is spliced from 14 exons.
CGGGACAAGCAGCGAAACAGGAGGUCCUAUGGCGCUUUUCUCAAUUUUGGCCUUUUGCCUUCCCCCCAAUGGUGCUGCAAUAUUUGCAAUCUUGAAAAAUGCGCGCCAAGCGUCGGCGCUCUGCCCAAAUUAAGCAGUUCAACUUCAACUUCAACCUCAAGAAGCCGCUAAUGGCGGACACUUCGAACCACGCUCGAUUUCUUAAUCCAUGGCUGCUUCAAUUCCAGAAGAUGGGUCUCGAGCUCAUAUGCCCUCUCUGUUUAAAGAUGCUCAAUCGACCAAUGUUGCUCCCUUGUGACCACAUAAUCUGCCAUUCCUGUAUGCCCACAUCGACCCAAUUUGGAUCCGAAUGCCCUGUCUGCAAACAACAGUAUUCUCAUCGAGAUGUAAGACCUGCUCCUUACAUGGAAAAUAUGGUGACAAUUUAUAGAAGCUUGGAUGCCGCUUUCAUGACUAGUUGCUUUCAGCCUGCUUCUUCUGAUGUUGGGAGGGUGCCAAAUGAUGGCUUAAGCAAGGAGGCAAUUGAAACUCGAGAGGGAAACUCUAGCAAUGGGCAGUCGAGGUAUUCACUAACAUCUAACAGGCGAGUUCAGGCUACACUUAAUCAGUCUGUUCAAGAUGGGAUCGAAUCGACCGUAAAAAAUGACAAAUCUAGGUCGCCAAGAACUACUUGUGUGGAAGAAUCUGAUAUGUGUGCUAGGGGCCCAGUAGUUUUGCAUGGAGAGGGUAAGUUGACUCCUGCAAAAUCUCCUGGUUGGGUGGGUGCUGUGAAGCACAAUGAGCUUGGAAUAGAGCAAGUAGACAUAGAUCAAGUGACAAGAUCAUCUUCAGGCAGCCCUCCUUCCUUUGGUGAUACGAAAGAUAUGGAUGACAUCAAUGAUCCAGGCUGCAGCAAUGCUAUUCCAGAAAAAUUUCCAGCAAAGAGAAUAAUUACUAACCACUCUGAUAAAGCAGGAGGUGAAAUGAAUGGCAGGCCUUCUCCUGGAACUGAAUUUGGUCAUGCUAGGAAUGCCAAGAGACAAAAGAAAUUGAACUAUGGCAUCUCAGAGAAGUGUGCAAAAAGCAAUGCCCACGCACAAUCGGCUGUUUUGCAUUCUGAAAGUACAGGAAAUUCUGGAGUUGAACAUAAAUUUGGAGGACCUUUUUCUUCAAAAGCAUAUACAAGUGUCUGUGCAUUUUGCCGGUCUUCUAAGCUCACAGAUAGAUCUGGGCCAAUGUUGCAUUAUGCCAAUGGAAAAGAGGUAAUAGGAGAUGCGGCCACCCAUCCCAAUGUCAUACAUGUACACAAAACGUGCAUUGAGUGGACACCUCAAGCUUAUUAUGAUGGUGAAACUGUGAUGAAUUUGGAGGCAGAAGUGGCAAGAGCCGCAAAGCUGAAGUGCAGUAGCUGCGGGAUAAAGGGGGCAGCACUUGGCUGCUUUGUGAAACACUGCAAGAAAUCUUAUCAUGCUCUUUGUGCUGUGGACUUAGAUUGCAGAUGGGAUUGUGAAGAUUUUCUACUGCUUUGCCCAAAUCACUGCUCUGCCAAAUUUCCAAGUGAAAAUUCCAAGUCCGAGAAGAACUCCAGGAAAAAAGAAAAUCAUUUGUCAUCUCAGAUAACAGUGAAGCAAUCUGACUUUUGGGCUGCAGAGCCUAAUGGAGCCAAAGAAUGGUUAUUAUGUGGAUCUGCUCUGUCUGUUGACGAGAAGUAUCUUUUGGUCAAAUUUGCAAGCAUUUGUGGAGCAACUGUGUCCAAGUUUUGGAAACCGAGUGUCACCCAUGUGAUUGCAGCCACAGAUGCAAAUGGUGCAUGCAGCAGGACGCUGAAAGUUCUUAUGGCGAUUUUGAAUGGGAAAUGGAUACUGACGAUUGACUGGAUAAAAGCAUGCAUGGAAGCUAAGAAACAGGUGGAAGAAGAACCUUACGAAGUGAGCCUGGACAGUCAUGGCUGUUGUGAUGGCCCCAAAAAUGGAAGACUGAGGGUAUCAGAUAAUGCACCAAAGCUCUUCAACGGGUUGGAUUUUUAUUUCUGUGGGGACUUUUUGGCAGCUUACAAGGAAGACCUCCUAGCUCUGGUUAAAACUGCAGGUGGUAGUAUUAUUGAGAGCAGGGAAAAGCUAGUGGCACAAAGUAAUGCUACCCAUGCAACUUCUUCAACUACUCUAGUUGUUUAUAAUCUUGAUCCGCCACAAGGGUGCCAGCCAGGAGAAGGGCGUUCUUUUGCGGCACAAAGGCUAGAGAAAGCACAAUAUUUGGCUAAUGAAAUAGGGUGUAAAGUCAUUGGGCACACAUGGCUUCUGGAAUCAAUAGCAGCAUGUAAGCUGAGGCCUUUUGCACACUGAUUAUGGAAUUCUGCAAUGCAGAUGGUUUUUUGUUGCUACAAAAUUUAAUAACGUCAAUUACAUUUGGGCUGCUCCAAAUUACAUUUAGGUUAUGUUAGAAUGUGAAAAGACGUCUCUUGAUUAUUUUG